Cuculus canorus (common cuckoo) is the source of this 9914-nucleotide messenger RNA. It is a transcript of the gene RAB11FIP4, whose product is annotated as RAB11 family interacting protein 4. The coding region runs from base 136 to 2028 and encodes 630 amino acids. The transcript has 15 exons. NCBI's taxonomy places the organism in Eukaryota, Metazoa, Chordata, Aves, Cuculiformes, Cuculidae. Gene Ontology annotation, biological process: regulation of cytokinesis; endocytic recycling. Gene Ontology annotation, cellular component: recycling endosome membrane; cleavage furrow; endocytic vesicle. The record is from RefSeq and is a predicted model, not a curated record. Gene Ontology annotation, molecular function: calcium ion binding.
UCCUCCGUCUCCCCGCGGCGCUGCCCUAUUGUUCUCCCUCCCCUCGCAUCCUCCUCCUCCUCCUCCUCUUCUGCUCUCGCUGCCGAGGGCGAUGAUGGCCGCAGCGGCUGCCGCCGCGCCGCCGCCCUGCAGCUGAUGCUCGCCAUGGAGCCGGCGAGCCUGCUGCGCUUCCUGCGGAGGCUCAAGGAGGUUUUCGACGUUUGCGACGAAGAUGCGGACGGCUUCAUCCGCGUGGAGCAUUUCGUCGCCCUGGGGCUGCAGUUCGGCCAGGGGGACGAGGUGGAAAAACUGGCAAAGUACUUGGACCCAAAUGAUUUGGGAAGAAUCAAUUUUAAGGACUUCUGUCAUGGAGUUUUUGCUAUCAAAGGCUGUGAAGAGCUACUAAAAGAUGUCUUGUCUCCUGAAAACUCUGGGCCUCGACACUAUGAGCCACAAUAUGUUGAUUACUAUUACCAGGGUGGUGAAAUCCAGGACUGUGCCUACCUGGACAGUGAAAGUGCCUACAGCGAGUCGGAGCUCUUCCCUGAUGACGACGCGAUGACUCUAGCACAGCAAGAGGUUCACCAUGAGUCUGACAUGGACAGUGCUAUUGAAAGCGCCCAGAGCUCGGAGGCCUCCGAUGUGUGUCGGAGUGAGGAGAAGGAUGGUGUGCUUGGUGGCCUCUUUCUGCCUGGUGACAAGUCAAGUCCUCACAACCCUUCUGCAGCCUCUGACCUCUCAACUUAUUCUACCGCCUCUCUGAUCAGUAAUGAAGAACAAUUUGAAGACUAUGGGGAAGGAGAUGAUGUGGAUUUUACUCCCAGUAGCCCAUGCCCCGAUGAUGAGACCAGAACCAACGCCUACUCUGACCUUGGCUCAUCUGUAUCUUCCAGUGCUGGCCAAACACCCCGAAAAGUGAGGCAUGUUUAUAACAGCGAGUUACUGGAUGUUUACUGCUCACAGUGCUGCAAAAAGAUAAAUCUACUCAACGAUUUGGAAGCCAGGUUGAAAAACUUGAAAGCAAACAGCCCUAACAGGAAAAUAUCAAGCACCGCUUUUGGAAGGCAACUCUUCCACAACAGUAACUUCAGCAGCAGUAAUGGCAGCACGGAAGACCUGUUCAGAGACAGUAUAGACUCCUGUGAUAAUGAUAUAACUGAAAAGGUAACGUACCUAGAAAAAAAGGUGACAGAACUGGAGAAUGAUAACCUGACAAAUGGUGACCUGAAGAGCAAACUGAAACAAGAGAACACACAGCUAGUUCACAGAGUUCAUGAGCUAGAAGAACUGUUGAAAGACCAAGAAACAUCGGCAGAACAGACCCUGGAAGAAGAGAUAAAGAGGCAUCGAGAAGCGUAUACCAAGUAUGAAAAAGAGAAAGGCACUGAAAUUGAACUGCUAAAUACAAGGGUUCAGCAGCUGGAAGAAGAAAAUGGUGAGCUGAAAAGCACUGUCACACGACUGAAAUCACAGACGGAGAGAUUAGAUGAGGAAAGGCAACGCAUGUCGGAUAGAUUGGAAGACACUAGUCUGCGCCUGAAGGAUGAGAUGGAUCUGUACAAGAGAAUGAUGGACAAGCUGCGGCAGAACAGACUGGAAUUUAACAAGGAGAGGGAAGCGACACAAGAGCUCAUUGAAGACUUGCGGAAGGAACUGGAGCACCUGCAGCUCUACAAGCUGGAAUGUGAGCGUCCUGGACGUGGGAGAAGUUCUUCAUCCAGUGUGAGUGAAUUCAAUGCCAAAACAAGGGAGGUGGAAAUGGAGCACGAAAUAAAAAGGCUGAAGCAGGAGAACCAGAAACUUCGUGACCAAAAUGACGAUCUUAAUGGACAGAUCCUAAGUCUUAGUCUUUAUGAAGCUAAAAAUCUCUUUGCAACGCAAACAAAAGCUCAGUCACUGGCUGCUGAAAUUGAUUCUGCAUCAAGAGAUGAGCUCAUGGAAGCCCUUAAAGAACAGGAAGAGAUAAAUUACAGAUUGCGACAGUAUAUGGACAAGAUCAUUUUGGCAAUCCUAGACCACAACCCAUCUAUCUUGGAAAUAAAGAACUGAAGGGAAUUUGAGAAGGAAAAGCAGCAACUGCCUGAUAUUUCUGCACAUGCCACUGGAUCUAAACAACACUCUGAUACUGUAAAUUAAUCUAUAAAUAUAUAUAUACACUAUGUGUGAGUGUGGGUGCGCGGGUGUGUUUAUAUGAUGUUUGGUACACUGUUAUUUGUCAUUGAAUUGGCUUGGUUAGACUUUUUCCAUGCACUUUCAAUACCUGUGAUAAGAUGGAUACUGUAUAUUAAUGUAAUAACGAUAUAACUGGAUCAUGCUGUUUUAGAUACUGGACAAAAUGACUCUACCUCUAGUUGUAAAGGUGAAAAAGACAAUGGAAACAUAUGGAUGUGGCCCUAACUUUAGGAGCAAGGAUUGUUCUUUCGUUCUUCCAGGAAUUUGGGUACCACAAACCGAUUAACAUACCCAGGUUCAGUUCCUGACUGGUGCUGACUGUGUAAUUUCCUAUUUGAUUUAGUUUUACUACUUAAACCACACAUAGGAUAAACAAACCAAACUUUGGGGUAAAGGAAAGACACAAAGUAAAAGGGAAGAAGAGGAAGAUAUUGCAGAAUUGUUGCUUUGUAAAAAAAUCACCAUCCACUUGUUUGCCACUGUCAGCACAAAGUGCUUUUUAUGUAAGAUCACUUUGGAGCCUGCUUUGGGAUGCUCUGAGCCAGCCUGCUCUUCAGCGUGUGCGCGCAUGUGUAUUUUUUAUGCCAGAGUCCCUGUAGCAUUGAGGCUAAGAAGGUCUUCUAAUCUGUUCCCCUAUUUUCAGGGGUUUAUCAUGGGCCAUUAAGAUGAGUUCUGGGAUCCUGCCCUUCCCCCUCACCCUUCAUUUUAAAGAUUUCACUGAACAAACACAUUCCAGUUCUUACAAAAAAAGAAAUGGAACAAAAAAAAAGAAAAAUUGCAUGAAAUUGCCCACUUCAGGGGGUGGAGGAGCAGUGCUUGAAAUGAGGUGUUGAGUUGCUUCCCCAGCCCAGCCCCACUGCACGCCUUUGAGACGCACGUUUUGUGGGCCAGCUGUGGGGAGGACGGGCUGGGUCCUAACACAGCGGUGAAGUCUGAUGUGCAGACUUUUUUACCGAUCAGGCAGGAAAAAGAAAAAGAGCUUGGUCUCGCAGAGGUUGCCAAUCCAGACCGAGUACAUGCAUGCAUAUCUAAAGCUCUGAGUAGCGAACACAUCCUGAUUUAGAUGAGCAGUGGCGCAGGUGCUUAACUUUCAAUGUGUACUGUGACUGCCCGGAGAAGUCAGUGGGACAGAACAUAAGCUUUAAAGUUGAGUGUGUGCCUAAAUGCUGCCUUAAAUAGGGAUGGACUUCAACAUGUGCCUGUGUUCUCCUGAGCUGGGUUUGCAUACUGUAAGGCUAGGACCUUUUUAAUUAUUAGUGUAGCUUAUAUGAGGAGCUCAUGGAAUUGUUUGGAUAGUUGAAUGAUAAAAGAACCAAUUUUAUUCCGUGCACUUUUUUUAAAGUAAGAAUUUCACACUUCUGAUUCACACCAACUGGCACAGAAUAGGCCCAAGUAUCUGGCUUUUCCCAGUGCAUAGAGAUGUUUCCUUUAUUGAAUACACUCCCCAGACGAAUGUUACAGUAGCAAUGACUGUGCUUUUCCGUGUAUUUCUUGCCGUUGGCAGUGUCUUGCCCCUAGUAUUCUCGUGAUGUAUCUUGGUGUGUGUAUAUGUGAUGCAUUUUUCCUGAAUUUGAAUACAGAAAAGGUGUAUUCAGUUAUGGAUGUAAAUAUAUAUAUAUUUUUCUGCAAUCUCUGUGCUCUUGCCUUCAGUGAUGCGUUACUGGAGUGAUGGGGAAGGGGGGGAUGUACUGAAAUCUGGCUUUCUUGAAGGCAAGACAAUAAAAACAGUUUGCUUCUAUGUAUCUGCGUUAGGCAGGCAUAAAGUAACUGGAAAACCAAAAGGGACCAGAGGAAUAACUGUGGAACACAACGUCCCAGCACACAGAAUUGUCUUUAGGACUUCAGUGCUCUGGAAGAAAUGGUAGAGUCUUGUAGGAAUAGUGAUGUCUUAGGGCUGGUUUCCUGAGGCUUUAGGGUCAUCCGGAGGAAGGGAUUUGAAGGCUACUCCUUUGCCAUCUGGGGAUGGCCUAAAAUGUUCUGCUCUAAAUUGCAGCAGCUCCUGUUUGUGCAGAAGCAGGUGGAACACCGUGGGUACUCCGUGCACACACCUUUCCCACCUGUUCCUCGUCCCGAAUGUGCCACCUAGAAGGUAGAAGAGGAACAGUAAGCCAGCUUGGUGCUCCUUACGGCUCCCUGCCUACAAGACUCUUCACCUGCACUUUAGUGAUGGCGUUUCCCUCUGCGUGGUGCUGUUUGUGGGUUGUGCCAAGGACUUUGCUCUUUUUAUCGGCCACAGAGAACUGUUUCCAGUUGUCCAGUGGCUGUGGAUAACCUGCUGUGACAGGCAGGGCUGGGGGAGCUGGGGGCCCUGCUGCUGGAGCUGGCUGCGUUCCGCAAGUCACGCUUCUGUCCUGCACUCUUGCAGUGGAUUUAAAUAUGAGUGAAGGUCCUGCAGGUCGUACUGCAAUGUUUUGCAAGUGACUGAAUGUUUUCUGCUGAGUAUUUUGAAGUAAAUUGGACUCAGCUUUAGAAUAGGGUUUUAAUAAUCAAAACCCUGUUCCCAUUAAGGUAGAACAUCAGCAAAUGUUGAGGAUUAUUUUACUGAAAAUUAUGCUGAGCGCUUGGAAAGCGGAGAGCCUGGUUUACUUCACUGAGACCACAGAGCCUGUGGAUGCGGAGAGAAGGCGACGGGACUAUAGUGAUAGCCAAGUUUUUGUGCAGCUAAUUAGUAAUACGUAAGAGGUGAAUAGUCGCUGGUAGUAAAUAAUAGUCACUAAAUCUGACUGAAAUCCUGAAAGUGGCACUGCAGCCAAGGGUACUCAGCAGUGGAUUUCCUAAAGACAUGCAGGAUUUCCUGUUUAGUUCUGUACGCAGCCGCAUUGGCAUUUAGAAGCUCUUCUUUGCUCCAGCGUUUGCAUUUGAAGAGUUGUCUUACCACUGUGGUGGUGGUGUUUGUAGCUUUGUUUGAUUGCAUAAAGGAGUUAUGCUUCUGCCCCUGUGGGGCCUUCUGUGCAGUACCGCUUUCUGUUAGCGCUCAAAUACAUAUUCAGACGCUUGCAGUGUUUUGACAAAUAACGUGAGCUGGAGGUGGGAAAGGUGUUUCACAUUUUCCUCUUAAGGGUAUCCACCUCUAAAAAUACUAAUUAGCAAUUGCAUCCCUAGACUGAGUAACUACAGAUAUUUGACCAACUUGUCUUGCAGUCCAACUGUUAGAGAACUCUUCUGUCCUAGAAAAGAUGUCAUCACAUUUUAUGACGUACAGGUAACUUAGUAAUAAGGGAUCACUUGGUGGAUUUGAGGAGUUACCAGCAUUCCAGGGAGUGUGCAUUUUGAUCAAGUGUCAGACAGACACGUUGGCAGCACGGACAGGAGAUGUGAGAGAUAGGGAGGCACCAGAUUCCGUGUCUGUGCUCUGAUAAAUUUAUUUCUUUACUGUGGACUGCCUUUGUGCUCACGGCCCAGCUGAGGAAGUACAGUCUGCCUCUGUUUCGGUGUUACUGUUGGUGAACAAUGUCUUUGCUUCCCUAGGUAAAUCACUUCAGACACAGAAAUGUGGCAACUUCUCACUCUAGCAAUGCUCGAAUGCAGCGAACAUUCUUGUGGCGAAACCGUGCUUCUCAUUUAACCCUCAGGGAUGCAAACACAAUCCACAGUACUGUAUGUUGUUCUGCUCCUUAGUUCAUUCUACUGUAGGUUCUCACAAGCCAAGUGAUAUUCUGGUCAAACCAGUUGCAAACGCCUGCAGGUAUUUUUUUGUACAGUGGAAAAAAAUGGCCCUUCACCAGGCUGACCCUGCACACAAGCUACUGCGGACAAAAUACCUCUUUCAAAACUUGCACUUAAGUGUACCUGAAACAUAGUCUGUCAAGACUUUGCUGAUAUUGGCUGCUUCCCUUCAGACAUCGCUCUUAAGCUGCUUCCCAGUUCUGGUUUCAGAAUGUGAUGUUGAUUCAAAACUGUCUUGACAUCACAAGAGUAUUUUUCAGCUUUUUGAAUAACUUCUAUUGAAGGCUCGAGCUGUUUGAGGUUCUGAAGUGCAACAGCGACAAACUCUAACCAUCCCUUCUAACUCUUCAAGGAGUUUUUACUUUGCAAAUUUGUAGCAGGUCUCAAAAACAAGAAAAAAAGCCAAUACACUUUUGCUGCCAACUUUCCUUCGGUGGGCUUGAGAGAAAUUCUGAUGUUUCUCAGCCAGCUCUGUAGGGAAUUGAACACAAUGUUAUUGAUUCUCGAGGAUACGUCUAUCGACAAAUACUUUGCUGUCUGAAAGCAGCAAUGCUCCAUUUACUUGGUAGAACUGCAUUACUCUCCAGAGAGGAUCUUGGCCGACAGCAUUUGGGCUCCCUAAUCUGGUUGGUAAUUGAAGGCUUGGAAGCUGAUCUGUAAACACAGACUUUGGCCUCCUCCAUCAGUCACUGCUCAGCGGUCUCUGCAUCCCAGUGCUAGCGACAUGUGAUGAAUCUAAGAAUUAGAGUUUACAAAUAAACGAAUAGUUUUUCUCCUUCUUUAAUGGCAGUGAAUGUACAGUGGCUUUUUCUUAAAACAAACACUGGACGGUGUGGGCUGAGGGCUUUUUUCCAAGGAAGGAAGGAAGUAGCAGCUGAUCAAACACUUGCCAAAGCAGCGGCUUGGCUUAUAUUGACUUGAGAGAAAAGUGACAAACUUUAACUGAGCAAUUCCUGGGCUGGGCCUGGUGUAAGCAGCCCUGCUGGUAUUCUCAUUAUGUCAUUUGUUACUCAAGGAACAUUGUCAAGAAGGCUUGACAGGUGACGUAACAGCACUGAUUCUAAAGGAUAUAGUUCAACAGUUGCUGGCAUUUGUUCCUUUGCAGCAUCCUCGGGGUUGCUUUCUUAGUAUUUUUCAAUCCAAGAUAUUGAUCCUAGGAUCAGUUUGCUGGUGAAGAACAAGGCAUGCGUGGGUUUCUUAUUUAAUGAAACUCUGCAUGUGCCUUUAGAGUUUGAUAAGGAUCGCAGCAGGUGUUUGGUCUGAAUCCCACAGCCCUGCAAAAUGCACUGGGAGUUGCUCUGAUGUGCAAGAGAGUCGUAUCUUCGUGGGGUUCCUCCCGAGCAUAUCUGCUGUUGACCUUUACACUCUUGGUCUUGUCCCCAGCCACUGAGCCCGCUGUCACAGUGCCUGGGUGCCUUGGGGUAGCCGCUUCGAGCAGACAGGAGGGACAAAUACAAUGUCUUUGGUUUCAGUAUGGGUUUAGCUAACGAGACGAAGGAUUUUAGUGCUGUUUUUAUACUAGGCCAGUCCUGCCCAUGCCUUUUUUGUGAUCCUGAAGACAAAUCGUGUCUUACCUAACGUGACAAAAUGUUGUAGCUGAUUCUCACGAUACGCAGACCCGUAGGGUGGAUAAUCCUGAAGUCCACCCAGGUAAGGCAGCACUGGGACAUCCCUGCAAGUCUUGCCUUGCUCCUGUAUAGCUGUCCCCUUGCACGUGGGACUCCAGCACUCUGUUUGCAAGGCACAACCUGCCUCGCUUGGCCUGGCAAGCAUCCUGGAUAGAUAAUGACAGCAGAACCAUCUGCAGCCGGGGUCGCUGCACCGUCAUCCCAGCAGUGCAGAGCCAGCUGACGCUGCUACGCUGUGUACCAGUGUCAAAUUAUAUUGUUUAGCUUACUGGCUUCUGCCUUGAAGUCUUGUUCAACUGUGAGAGUAGCACUUAUUCAAACAUAAAAUUAGAGUGAGAAUGCUUUUUACUUUAAACCUAAAGGAAGCAUGCAUAAAAAAAACAUUGGCUUCUUUGGACACCUAUCCCUAGAAUCUGUAUUUCUGUCUUAUGUAGGUGUCGUUAGUGGUGCAGCUGUGACCUCUGAGCUGUCAGCUUUCGCGUCACCGUCCUCAGCAGGUGAUGUUCACGUUGGCAAAGCCCCGAUGAGACCGGGGAUGCCCUGGCGAGGGCUGCAGAGGUGAUGUUCUGGCAGACACGCGUUCAAUCCGCAGACAGUGAGGGGUGCAGGAGGGCUGCAGUUACUCAGACAGCUGGAGUAGUGAUCUUCUCACACUACCCAACAUCAGUCCCGGAUAAUUUAAUACUUUACCUGUAGCUAAAUAGUUCUGGCUUUGGAGAAGGGAAGUCAGAAGGGGAACCAAGAAUUUCAUGCUGUGUGAACGCUUUUCUACGCUACAGGGCAGUAAAUGUUGCACUGACAGUAUGUAUAAAUACUGAGAUAUUCUGAGAAUUACUGUAAAAUCGGUUUUGGGAGCCAUUUGUUUUGCUUUGUUGCACAGACUGUACUUACAUUUUUUGCAUGGUUAUGUAUUUUAGUACUUGUGCCUUUUCUUUGUUGUGAGGAUACAUUUUAUUUUCACGUUUUAUCUCCUGGUUUGGGCACUUUUUAUAUACACUUUUUUUCAUUUGAUCUUCAUCUCUGGUUCUCCUGUAAUGUACAUGUGUAUAUAUAAAAUAGAUCAGAUUUGUAUUCAUGUGCCUCCAAGAUGUAAAAAAUACUCAUUUUGUACAGGUUUUUUUAGAAGCACUAGGUCAUGGUCUAAAUUACGUAGCAAAUGAAAUUGAACGUAAUUAGCAGUUCUUCGUCUUCUAGAAAUGUUGUGUCAGAUGGCUGGUCUCUCUUGUAAGGCAAUGUCACACACACACACUCCCCAGGUUCUAGUAUCCUUACGAGACCAAUUCUAUUCACUUGUUGGUUUCAGUUAAUUCAAAGUAAUUAAAUACCUAAAUAAAUGUUACGGUCCUGACUUGGCAAUUAUAGUUUUUAUUCACACUAAGGCAAAUUUGCUUCUUUUUAUACUUGAAAUGGAUGUCAGACCAAAGUCUCAGUUGAACGUGUUGAUCAUUUCAGGUUAAAUUCAGUUCCUGGAUUGUUUUGUGGGCAAAGGGCAAGUGAUUUACAUUGCCCAUUGAAAUGGAAAAAGAAAGAGUGUUACCACUCAUAGACCCUCCUUCUUAGAGAGGGUAAAAUGCUUCUGAUUUCUUUUUCUGUUCCUUUCCUGGCUUCUGUGGCAGCUUUUCCUAAGGACAGACCCUGGAUCUGCCUGACCAGGAUCUUCCUCUUGCAAAUGUAAGAAAUCGGAUGUCUCGCUUUUCACGUUUUGGCCACUGUGGAAUAAACCCCUUCCAUUGGGGUCUAUGGGACAGCACUCUACGGCAGCUUUUGGGAAGCUAAAUAGAUGUGUUGUGAGACUGUAACUCUCUGGCAACCAGGGACCUGGUCCUAGAAGUGUCCUUCCUUCCCACCAACCUCUCUCUGAGCUGGUGCUUUCAUUUCUUGAGUGUUGACCCCCUCGUCUGGUGAGAUGCUUGAACUGUUCCCUCUUUCGCACCUCGUGGUUUAUCAAUUACCCCCACACACACUCACCAGCCCCUGGACACAGUGAGAGAAUAAAUUGUGGUAAAUCACAAGAGAGAAAGCAUCAACAUCCCCUCAGUUUCCCAAAAAACACAACAUUUUGAUCUAUAAAAUAAUAUGUUCCAUUUUCAUGGAACAGGAUUUUCUUUUAACGGAAUUUGGCAUCCACUUGGCAGAUUACAAAGCUGCCUUAGAAGCAAGGAGGUGAGUUUAUUUUUUACUUCCAAGGCUGCUUGCUAUGAAAAUGAGCAAAGUUCACUCACACCAUUGUCACUGAAAAAAAGCAGCCCGCAGGAGUGGCAUAUGACUAUUUUUAAUCUCGUUCUGUAAUUUCCAACACCGGUGAAGUGAUGUCAGCACUGCUGCAAUGUGCCGUUACAUGAUUUCCUUGAAGUACUUUCUGGGGACAAUAAAGCUGUCCUUGAUGAUGUGGGUCCUUUCAGGUAGCUGUAAUGUACAAUCAGAUGUGUAAAUAAAUUAUUUGUUUUCCCUGCAUGACUAAAAAGUUGU